Selaginella moellendorffii is the source of this 2088-nucleotide messenger RNA. Its product is annotated as protein HGH1 homolog. Bases 79 to 1890 code for a protein of 603 amino acids. Gene Ontology annotation, molecular function: protein binding; heme binding. The transcript has 9 exons. Lineage: Eukaryota; Viridiplantae; Streptophyta; Lycopodiopsida; Selaginellales; Selaginellaceae. The record is from RefSeq and is a predicted model, not a curated record.
GAUCGCGAUCCGUGUGGUCGUGGAUCUGGGCCAACAUAGACUUGGGAGUUUUAGGGUUCUUGGAGGAAGCUUUGAGCGAUGGCGGAGGAGCUGGAUGAGCUCUUGAUGUUCCUUUCUUCGCCAGCGCCAAACCUUAGAAAGGCCGCGGUAGACAUCAUCGAAGGCUUGACUGGAAGCGACGAGGGGAUUGCCAAGCUCAGCACCAAGCUCUCGAUUCUCCUCCCGGCUCUCGUACAGCUCCUUGCUGGUAACAAGCUCGUUGCGAAGCCAGCGGCAGGAGCUCUGGUCAAUCUGUCACAGGAUCAGGAAGUCGGAGAGAUGCUGCUUGAACUGGGAGCUGUUGCAGGCGCCAUGGAUCAGAUAGGCAAGCAAGGCCAGGACGUGGAUAAGCUCAUGGUGAUGCUCCUCGUGAACUUGACGACUCUAGAGCCUGGUGCUCGGCUGCUAUGCGAGGAGGGCGAUGAGAAGCUCAAAGGACUACAUAUGAGUCGUCUCGUGAGAUUGUUCUCGCGGACCCCAGAAGAAGGUAUGAUGAAAAAGCUGUUCUUGUACACUACCUGUGUGUGUUGCGUAGGUGACGAUGCGUACGAGCACGUUGGAGCAAUUCUUGUCAACGUAUCGCGAACGGACUUGGGACGCAAGCUCAUGCUGGACACCAAGCGGGGCCUCUUGAAACAGGUUCUACGCCAAUGCGACUCCAAGAGUCUUGUUCGCAGGCGAGGAGUGAUUGGCACCAUCCGCAACUGUUGUUUUGAAGCUCCGUCCCAUCUGCCGAGCUUGCUUUCCCUGUCCGAGCUUCUGUGGCCAUGUCUCAUCCUUCCAGCCGCAGGAAGCAAGAUCUAUAGCGAAGAGGAGCGAUCCAAGAUGCCCCCGGAGCUGGCGGUUCCAUUGUCCAUAGAACGCCAGGCGGAACCAGACUCCCAGAUCCGUCGCGAAGCCUUGGAUGCUCUCUAUCUGCUCAUAAAGCAGGAGGCUGGAUUUAGAGCGUUUUGGGAGCUCGGUGGAGCCGACGUUCUCAAGUCCGGCUACGAGAACGAAGAAGAUCCCGAAGUCAUGGACAAGUACGAGCAGUUGGGGUCACUGGUAAGAACUGACACACACGCACUUCUUUUUUUCUCCCUGCAUGCGCGUACGUAUCAAACUCAAACACAUUCUUCUACGCGUGCGCGUCACAGAUCAUCGCGCAGAGUGGCAGCAGCUCUUGACCGCAGUGAUGGACGAUCGAUUCGGUUUGACAAAUUGUUAGCGAGAAACUGGAGAAAAGUUUGUGUCAAGCACACUCACACCGGAAAAGUGCUUGAAUAUUCGCUCCUUCUACACACGCCUACUAGUCAACGGAGGUUUUUGCGUGCUUCGCUCUUCUCGUACAAAGAGAAGAAAACAAAAGCCAAAGGUUUUUAUUUUGUGUGUGUGUGUGUGUGUGUGUGUGUGUCUGGAGAGAGAGAGAGAGACCUAAGCGGUGGGCGCGGCGUGGGUGAGAGGAAUCUGGCGAGGAUGUCGAAGAUUAUGGCCUACUCCGAGCUCGCCGAGCACAACAAUCGCAAGGAUUGCUGGCUUCUCAUCUCCGGAAAGAUUUACGACGUGACCAAGUUCCUAGAGGACCAUCCCGGCGGCGAUGAAGUCAUCCUCUCCGCCACAGGGAAGGAUGCCACGGACGAUUUCGAGGACGUCGGGCACAGCAGCAGCGCUCGCGACAUGAUGCACAGCUAUUACAUUGGCGAGGUGGAUUCGGCAACUCUGCCGGCCAAGCCCACAUUCAAGCUGGCGACCCAGGACGCGUAUAAUCCCGACAAGACCUCGCAGUUCCUCAUCAAGAUCUUGCAGUUCUUGGUACCCCUGGCCAUCCUCGGGCUGGCGGUUGCCGUGAGAUUUUUUACCAAACAAUCCUGAAAGGUUUGAGCAAGUCUUCCUCCUCCUCCACAUUCGUGAUCGUUCGUUCUACUCUUCUCUUUCUCUUUUCUCCCCAGGAAAUAGGAAAGAACAAAAAAAGUUCCAGGGAAAUAAUUCUCCUCUCUUUUUUUCCAGAAACCUUGCCAACCAACCAAGUGCUUAGAUAUUGAAAUCGAAGAUUGGCUUUUGCUUUGUUUC